AUGCAGAAAACUAGAUUCAAAAGAAGCAGUUUGCAUUUUGGAGCUGAGACCCUCACCUCUGCCUUGCACUUGCUAUUUCUUGGGUCUGUGGCAAUUCUUUGUUUUCUUUUUUUAAUGUUUGGACUGAUUGCAGUUGCUGGACUUCUUGCUGUGAUAAUCACUCACCUCACGAAUCCCUCUACUGUCAUCUUUUCAAGGAACGAAGACAUACCUCUCAGCACUUACCUGCAUGACAAUGACGACCAAACCAUUGCAAAAGAAAGAAUGGCCGAGAUGGAGAGCAACCCGAGAUGUCAUGAUCCGUGCACUUUUCAGCUUGUGGAAAGCCUCCCGUGGGACAUGCCAUACGGGCCAAACAGCAGUACUGCAAAGCCCUUAUACCAAGCAUGGAUGGAGCUCUUAACUAUGGCCCAGGAAAGCGUUCACAUGGCAUCUUACUAUUGGACUCUGACGGGAAAAGAUCUGGGUGUUAACGACACAUCAUCUAAGCAGGGUGAAGAGAUUCUUAAGCAAUUUGAAAGCCUGCUCUUGAAGAAUGUCUCCAUGUUUAUUGCAACAAGUGUGCCAUCUAAGGUUCAAAACUCAACUGAUCUUCAGGUCCUGGAGGGAAAAGGGGCUCAUGUAAAAAGGAUUAAUUUUGGGCAGUUGACCCAUGGUGUCCUGCACACCAAAUUCUGGAUUAUAGACAAGAAACACAUCUUUCUCGGAAGUGCCAAUGUAGAUUGGAGGGCCCUGACUCAGGUGAAAGAACUCGGGGUUUUGAUCAACAAUUGCAGUUGCUUAGCGAAUGACCUUUGGAAAACUUUCAAAACAUACUGGGAUCUUGGAGAAUCCAAUGCCACCAUCCCAUCUCCAUGGCCAAGCAAUUAUUCUACCAAUAUUAACAGGCACAGUCCCCUGGAAGUGCAGGUCAAUGGAACCUCCACCGAAGCUUAUUUUUCUGCUUCUCCUUCUUCAUUUUGUCCAGAGGGUCGCACCUUUGACCUUACAGCAGUUCUUGAUGUUAUCUAUGAUGCAGAAGAAUUUGUAUAUGUCUCUAUUAUGGCAUAUUUCCCCACAAGCCGCUUCAGACACCCACAGAGAUACUGGCCACCUAUUGACAAUGCUCUGAGAAGUGUGGCACUCGGUCAUAAUAUAUGCGUACGGCUUUUGGUCAGCUGUUGGAUCCAUACUGAUUCUUCCAUGUUUCAUUACUUGAAGUCACUGAGUGUCCUCAAUGAUCCUCGUUCCAACAUCACAAUAGAAGUGAAAAUCUUCAUUGUUCCAGUUGGAAAUCACACAAACAUUCCUUUUGCGAGAUUGAAUCACAACAAAUAUAUGGUAACCGACAAGGCAGCUUAUAUUGGAACAUCAAACUGGGCUGAAGAAUAUUUCACCAUCACUGCAGGAGUGGGAUUGAUUGCCAAGCAGUCUUCAACCAAUCCCCAAAAGAGGAAUCCAAUGAUACAGGAACAACUGAGGUCUCUUUUUGAACGAGACUGGAAUUCCAAAUACUCAGUAAAUAUGGAGGAGCUGCCUGGGCAGAAGGACUGUGCUUGGGCAGAUGCAUAUAAAACUUUAAAAGAGAACUAAAUUAUUUUGUUGCA
Elgaria multicarinata webbii is the source of this 1586-nucleotide messenger RNA. It is a transcript of the gene PLD4, whose product is annotated as phospholipase D family member 4. The coding region runs from base 1 to 1572 and encodes 523 amino acids. Gene Ontology annotation, molecular function: catalytic activity. Gene Ontology annotation, biological process: hematopoietic progenitor cell differentiation; phagocytosis. The transcript is spliced from 11 exons. NCBI's taxonomy places the organism in Eukaryota, Metazoa, Chordata, Lepidosauria, Squamata, Anguidae. The record is from RefSeq and is a predicted model, not a curated record. Gene Ontology annotation, cellular component: nucleus; trans-Golgi network membrane; phagocytic vesicle.